CACGAUCGAUGCGUGCAAAUCUCACUCAUUAUUAUUACAUAUACAGCAGCAAACCUCAUAUGCCAAACUCCAUUAAAAUCACGCUGAAAAAAAUUAACAACAAUAUUGAAAAGCACCAACACAAAAAACCUCAACAUGACCACAAAAAUAGAAAACCCACACGUGCUCGUCAUCCCUUACCCGGCCCAGGGCCACGUGCUCCCGAUGCUGGAGCUUUCCCAGUGGCUAGCGAAGCAGGGGAUUAAAGUCACGUUCGUCAACUCCGAAUUCAAUCACAAACGGGUCAUGAAUUCAUUGCGACCCGACCCGGAUUGUGACAUUCGGAAAGUGGUGAACAUGGUCUCGAUUCCGGACGGGCUCGAGCCGUGGGAGGACAGGAAAGAUUUGCUGAAGCUGACGAGAGGGCUCUACGGAGUGAUGCAGGGAGAGCUCGAGUCCCUCGUCGAGAAAUUGAACCGUGAAGAAGGAGAUAAUAAUGUGAGCUGUGUUAUUGCCGAUGGCACGGUUACGUGGGCCCCACAGGUGGCGGAGAAAAUGGGCCUCAAAAGAGCUGCCUUCUGGCCGGCUUCUGCGGUUUCGUUGGCUUCGUUUUUGAGCAUACCCAAGUUAGUGAGAGAUGAGAUAAUAGACAGUAAUGGAAAAAUCUUGAAGAAGCCAAUGGUUGAGUUGGCGCCCGACACGCCGCUCGUGCACUCCUCGAACUUCAUAUGGGCAUCAGUCGGUGACGAGGCCACGCAGAAAGUCAUUUACGACAUGGUCAGCAAGAUCCACUCUUCACUCAAACUAACACACCGGCAGAUUUGCAACUCGUCCAUUAAUCUCGAGCCCGGUGUAUUCCGGGCCUAUCCAUCCCUAAAGCCCGUGGGCCCACUCCUGGCAAGUGGCCGUCUUGGGAAGCAGGCUGGCCACUUGUGGCCCGAUGACCCCGCCUGCCUGGCGUGGCUCGACCGCCACCCGACCGGCUCAGUCGUGUACGUCGCGUUCGGCAGUUUCGCAGUGUUGGGUGGAGAACAGCUCCGCGAGCUGGCGCUCGGACUCGAGCUCACGGGGAGGCCGUUUUUGUGGGUGGUUAGGCAGGACGUGAUGAGUACCCAUACUACUAGAGAAGAGGAGGGCGAAAGCUUUUGGGAGAGGGUCGAGGAGCGAGGGAAUAUGGUAGUCCGGUGGGCCCCACAGCAGGAGGUUUUGUCCCACCCGUCGGUCGGGUGCUUCGUGAGCCACUGCGGGUGGAACUCGACGGUCGAGGGGGUUGCGUGCGGUGGAGUGCCGUUUGUGUGCUGGCCGUAUUUUUCGGACCAGUUUAUGAACGAGUCGUAUAUUUGCGACGAGUGGAAGAUUGGGUUGAGGUUGAGGAAAGAUGAGAGUGGGAUUGUAGGGCGUGGGGAGAUUAAGGAGAAGUUGGAAAGGGUUUUGGGUGAUGAGGGGUUUAAGGAGAGAGCUUUGGAUCUUAAGGGGAAAACCUUGGAUAGUGUUGGGAGAGGGAACUCUCAUGAGAAUUUCAAUGAUUUUAUUGAGUGGAUUAAGAAGGGAGUUUCAACCUUCCUUAAUCCACUCAAUAAAAUCAUUGAAAUUCUCACGAGAGUUCCCUCUCUCGACACUAUCCAAAGUUUUCCCCUUAAGAUCCAAAGCUCUCUUCUUAAACCCCUCAUCACCCAAAACCCUUUCCAACUUCUCCUUAAUCUCCCCACACCCUACAAUCCCACUCUCAUCUUUCCUCAACCUCAACCCAAUCCUCCACUCGUCGCAUAUAUACGACUCGUUCAGAAACUGGUCCGCGAAAUACGGCCAGCACAAAAACGGCACCCCACCGCACACAAUCCCCUCGACCGUCGAGUUCCACCCGCAAUGGCUCACAAAGCACCCGACCGACGGGUGGGACAAAACCUCCUGCUGUGGGGCCCACCGGACUACCAUAUUCCCUCGCUCCUCAACCCUCUCCCGAAAGCUUUCGCCCUCUCCUUCUGUAUGGGCCAUCACGUCCUGCCUAACGACCCACAAAAACGGCCUCCCCGUGAGCUCGAGCCCGAGUGCCAGUUCACGAAACUGUUUCGGGUCGAGCACUGCAAAACUCCCGAACGCGACGUACACGACCGAGUUGGCGGGUUGGCGGUCGAGCCACGCCACGCAGGCGCGAUCUUCCGGCCAGAAGUGGCCGGAGGAUCUCGCGAGGCGACUGGUGGCAAGGAGUGGGCCGAUGGGAGUGGUGUCGGGAUGCUCGGAGAACGUGCCGGGCUCGAGAUUGUACGACGAGUUGCAGUAGAGUCGGUCGGCGUUCUUGUCCGAGUCGGGGAUUUUUCGGAGCAUGUCGUAGAUGAUUUUCUGAGUGGGCCGGUCGCCGACCGAGGCCCAUAUGAAGUUGGUGGAAUGCAGGGGAGGAGUGCCCGGGCCCAACUGAACCAUCUGCCUCUUCAAGAUUGUUCCUGCAAAUUUAUGCAGUGA
Striga asiatica is the source of this 2439-nucleotide messenger RNA. The record is from the annotation of a GenBank genome assembly. NCBI's taxonomy places the organism in Eukaryota, Viridiplantae, Streptophyta, Magnoliopsida, Lamiales, Orobanchaceae.